UUGUUUUUCAAAUGAUAAAAAACAUAAAACAAAAGCUGGUAUUUCCGGCUCCGGCGUAGAUUGAGCAGCCAAUCAGCGUGCGCGACCACACCAAAUCCCGGAAGAAGGAAGCAGAGUCUGAAAAGAGCGCCUUGCUUAAAACAGUGGAGACGUUACCUGAAGUGUCCUCUUAUUCCUCCACCUCCAUCACUGUGACCAUGAGUUUCCUCAGUGGUCCAAGCAGCAGCACCAUCCAGGAACAGAGAGACCGAUGGGAGAGAAAACGCACCCGAACGGCCAAGGAGUUAGUGAAGACUGAACAGCAGUACUGCCAACAGCUGGAGCUGGUCACAACUUACUUUGUGGAAAUCUUGAAGGCCAAAGGAACCCUGAGGCAGGACAUUAGAGAAAACAUCUUCAGUUCAAUUAAAGCAAUUCACUCCAUAAACCAGUCUCUUUUGGUCCAUUUGGAGAAUGGCUACUUUGGUCGGGGAUUUGACCAGUUCUGUCCACAUUUGCAGCACUACAACACAUAUGUGGACAACAUCUAUAAUGCCAGCAAAGUGCUUGGGAUCCAGCUGAAGAAAAACAAGACCUUCAGACGUUUCAAGAAACUACAGGAGGCACGGCCGGAGUUCAACAACCAAAGGCUUGAGGAGUUACUGCAACUGCCUGUUCUAAGGAUUGAUCAGUAUAAGCAUUUCUUGCAAGACCUGGCUGCCAACACAUGUCCAGACACUCCAGAGUUUGAGCAGCUUUCAAGGGCAGUGACUGCAGUGUGCGAGGUGUCCCAGCGCAUCGAGAACAACACAAGGCGCCAUGAGAACCACCUGCAGCUUUGCCGGGUGCAGAAACUGCUGAAAGGACGGAGUACAAAGGUGCUGGCUGCAGGGAGAUGGUACAUCCGUGAGGGCUGGCUAAAAGUGGUUCCUCCCAAAGGUAAGGAGGCCAAACCCAAGAUGUUCUUCCUGUUCUCUGACAUGCUGCUGCAGGCCAAGCGCUGCAGCCAGCUACAUCCCUCCAAUGGAGACAAGUUCACGGGCCAGCACAUGUACCCCCUGCAGGACUGCACUGUGGAGAAGGUGUUUGGGCACACCAAGAGCCGAGGAGGCCUGCUCAGUCUAAACUUCCCCAAAGCCAAAGUGCUGUUGAUGUCCAGCAACCAGGAGGAUCUGAAUGACUGGUACCAAAGCCUGAGCUCAGCAGUCAGGAAGCUGCAGUCCAAACAGACGGUGGUCUAUCAGAGAGACAAUCCCGUCCACUCUGCUGCUGCUGCUGCUGACGCACUGAGCAGCAGCGACAGUAACGCUGGAAGGAAGAGGAACUUGGAGGCUCACAAACCUCCUGUUGAGUGGGAAAGCAGCGCCCCCAAGAGGAUGAAGCAGUCCACUGCUCCAGAGCAGAGCAGUGCUGAGGAAUCCACCUCUAGCUGUGUGAUCCUCUAACGUGCCCACUGUCGUUUCGGCCUCUCUGAUUGGACAGUCAGGAGAGGCGUGGCUCGUGACUAACAGCAGCUUCAGCUUCUGCUCACCCUGUGCAAUAUAAACUACAAUGACAUGCUGCUGCUUUUAAAGACCAAAAUAUCUGAUGAAUGUUUAUCAGCUCCUAGUGAUCCAUUCAGCAAAGAUGCAUCUACUGACCUUCACUGCUAACGCACCACUCCACGAGUCGACAUUUGAUUAUAUUUAUACUUAUUUACAGGCAGAAUUCAGAAGCAGGGGAUGAAAUGGAGGUAGAUACCUGAGUAGUAGCUAGAAAGAAACUAUAACUACAUGGGGAAAUGGUGUAAAUGUCACUUUAUUACAUGACAAACCAAGGCAGUAGGUGCAGGUUCACAAAUACUCAUUCUGUUUAAACACAUUUCACUUUCUACUGAUUUCAAAUUUGGAGAUGUGCACACUGUUUGUUUAUUUCUAGUCUUUACCAGCAGUGAAGCAGCCAUGUUACAUCCACGUCACGUGGGUUUUUAUCUGUCAUUACGUCAUUAUCAGCCUCUGAAAUGACAUUUCUACUCCAAAAAUGACCAAAUAUUUAACAACUAAUUGAAAUUGAAAUUAUUGUGAAAUUUGCACUACUACAAAAUACAUAGCAUAUUUUAUGUUAUUUUCCUUUUUCCAGAAGGACACUUAUUAAAGAAAUGUAUUCUGUAGUAAGUUCCUCAUAAUGCCAAAAGACUGAUGUCUUUAUGACUCGUGUCCCGAAAAUACCAAAAUGCCCUCUUAGUUCAUGUCCUAACAACCCUAAGAUGUCCUCAGAACUUAAAAUAAUGACCUCAUAGCACAAAAAAAAAGAUCUUAAAGCACAUAAAUGUCCUCACAAACUAAAAAGUCCUAGCUCAGAACAUUAAAAAAAAAUAAAUGUCAUAAUACCAACGUGUCAUCAGAGCUUUAAGUGACUGGGAUGUCUUUAUGACUCUUGUCCUCACAAACUAAAAUGUCCUCAUAAGGAUUACUCUAAAGCAAAUGCAUUCACUGACCCUGGUAAAUAUCAUCACUUCUGCCGGAUCUACAGCGUGUUGAGAUGAAGAUGCAUUCAGGAAACCUUGCAAAUUUCAUAAAUUCUGCUAACAUUCGAAGUGCGCUGCUUAAAUUUAUAGUUGCACCACAAAUUCACAAAUAUGGUAAUUACACGAGUAGAAAGAUUUGAUUUUAUAAAAAAUAAAAGCCAUUUGUUUUAUCUUACAAAUAGUCAAUGUAACUGAUUGACUUGUUAUAACAAAGUAAAUCAUCCCCUAACACUAAUGAAUCCAUGAGUCAAACUAUGUCGCAGUUUAAUGGUUUCAUUGAUCCAUUUAUCUUUACUUAAUAAUUCGACAAUUUGUUUGUUUGCUAUUGUUGUGACUGAGAGUUUAUACAUGGACGCUCCAUGCUGAUGAUGUCAACAAUACAAGCUAAGUGAAUGUUAAUGUAACAAUGAUCACAUAAGUGAACCUGCCAUGCCGUCAUACAGUUUUAAUAUAUAUCCUUCUCCUGUAUGGAAUGUCCGAUUAGACUGAUUGUUGUGUUGCCACACACACACACACACACACACACACACACACAUAUAUAUAUAUAUACACAUUGACUGUUAUAGCCUUUACAUGGGAGACACUGAUUAAAUGAGUUCAUUUAAUUAAGUGCACUGUAUGUUACAAUGACAGCAUUAACACUUUUUUUCUUGAUUCUCUUAAAAUUUUGAUAUUCACCAUAAUCAUAAUCCAUGUUAUCUUGCAAUCGACAAAUACUUUCUUGUUUUCUUUGUACUUUAUAUAUUUUACUCAGCGUUUUUAAGCUGAGUUUGUAUUUCAGUUUGUUUUUAAAAAUCCUUUUUUCUUUUAAAAAUCCUCCCCUUAAAAAUGUAUCCCUUUUGUUUAAAAACAAAAAAGCUACUAUAUAAAGCUGGUUGCUAAUCUUCGAUGGAACAUGAAAAUGUUGGUAAUUAGCCAAUAAAAAUCAAAAACAAA
This is a messenger RNA of Solea senegalensis (Senegalese sole), 3421 nucleotides long. It is a transcript of the gene arhgef39, whose product is annotated as Rho guanine nucleotide exchange factor (GEF) 39. Gene Ontology annotation, biological process: positive regulation of cell migration. Bases 198 to 1424 code for a protein of 408 amino acids. The transcript has 12 exons. The record is from RefSeq and is a predicted model, not a curated record. Lineage: Eukaryota; Metazoa; Chordata; Actinopteri; Pleuronectiformes; Soleidae. Gene Ontology annotation, molecular function: guanyl-nucleotide exchange factor activity. Gene Ontology annotation, cellular component: plasma membrane.